AUGGAUAGAAGUUGGAUGUAUCAAAGACGAACUCAACGUGGUGAUCUUAAUCAAGUUUUUAUCGAAGGAUUAGAAACAUUUAUUGAGUUUGCAUGUAGUCAGCCGAAUUUCAUGGAUGGAACUAAAAUUCGAUGUCCAUGUAAAAGAUGUCGUCACAUCUCAUUUGAAGAAGCUGAGAGUGUGAGAUUUCACUUGUGCAAAUUUGGUUUUGUGCCAAAUUACUUUGAGUGGAAUAGACAUGGAGAAAUGUCUCACAAUCAAACUUCAAUGGAGUUUGAUGCAAAUUGGAGUUUAAAUGAGCAAAAUGAACCGUUGGAAUCAUAUCAGCAGAUGGUUUAUGAUGUUGCUAGUCCAAAUCUCAUAGCAAGGAAUAUGCGUGAGGAGCCAAAUGUAGAAGAUAAAAAAUUCUUCGACAUGUUAGAUGCUGCUGAUAGACAAUUAUGGUCUGGUUGUGAAAAGUUGACACAAUUAUCUGCUGUGGCUCGAUUGCUAAACAUAAAGACAGAAUAUCGUCUGCCAGAGCAAUGCUUUGAUGCAUUCUGUCAAUUGUUUAAGGAUGGUUUACCUGAAGACAAUAACAUGGUUGAUAGUUUUUACCAGACAAAGAAACUAAUACAAGGGCUUGGGCUACCAGUGGAGAAAAUUGAUUGUUGUAGGUUGGGGUGCAUGUUGUAUUGGGGUGAUGAUAAAGAGUUAACCCAAUGCAAAUUGUGUCAGCAACCAAGGUACAAAAAAUCAAGUCGUUCAUCUAACCAAUCACUUGUCUCUUACAAGAAAAUGUAUUACUUGCCAUUAGCUCCAAGACUUAAGAGACUUUAUGCUUCAAAAACAACAGCUGCUUCUAUGAGAUGGCACAAUGAGGAUCAUGGCCACGAUUCUGGAGUUAUGUGUCAUCCUUCUGAUUCGGAAGCUUGGAAGCAUUUUAAUACAACACAUCCAUCAUUUGCAUUAGAAAGCCGUAAUGUUAGGUUGGGUUUAUGCACAGAUGGAUUUCAACCAUUUGGACAGUCAGGACAACAAUAUUCUUGUUGUCCUAUCAUCAUUACACCAUAUAAUUUGCCUCCAUCCAUGUGUAUGAAAGAGCCAUAUAUGUUUCUGACUGCAAUAGUGCCUGGACCCAACAACCCUAAGAACAAACUCGAUGUUUUCCUACAACCUGUUAUUGCUGAACUGAAACAAUUAUGGGAAGAAGGUGUGCUAACUUAUGAUGUCUCUUUGCAACAAAAUUUUCAAAUGAGAGCUGCUUUGAUGUGGACAAUUAGUGAUUUCCCAGCGUAUGCUAUGUUAUCAGGUUGGGGAACAGCAGGAAAACUAGCAUGUCCGUAUUGUAGGGAACAUUCACAAGCAUUUCGGCUUCCUAAUGGUGGAAAAAUGUCAUGGUUUGACAAUCAUAGGAAAUUUCUUCCACUUAAUCAUCCAUUUCGCUUGAACAAAAGAAGAUUCACGAAAAAUCGUGUGGAAAUAGGUCAUCCUCCCCCGAUUAAGAAUGGCACAUAA
Molecule: messenger RNA, 1497 nt
Organism: Ipomoea nil (Japanese morning glory)
Lineage: Eukaryota; Viridiplantae; Streptophyta; Magnoliopsida; Solanales; Convolvulaceae
Exons: 1
Coding region: 1-1497 (498 amino acids)
Source: RefSeq, a predicted model, not a curated record